Molecule: messenger RNA, 2487 nt
Organism: Penicillium odoratum
Lineage: Eukaryota; Fungi; Ascomycota; Eurotiomycetes; Eurotiales; Aspergillaceae
Product: serine/threonine protein kinase CLA4
Exons: 3
Coding region: 1-2487 (828 amino acids)
Biological process (GO): intracellular signal transduction; protein phosphorylation; regulation of MAPK cascade
Cellular component (GO): cytoplasm
Molecular function (GO): ATP binding; protein serine/threonine kinase activity
Source: RefSeq, a predicted model, not a curated record
AUGGGUUCUUAUGGAAAUACCGCGUACUCGCCGGAUCAGUUCAUGAAUCCGGGGCCGGCUCCCCGCCCCCCAACCGAUCGACCCAAGUUGACACUUCCUACCAACAAUGCCAACUCAGCGGCCAACUCGUUCAGUCAAAUGUCCUUGAAUUCACCGAGCACCCCAGGUCACGCCGGUAAUUUAUCACUGUUCCCCAACACCAGCACCCCGUCCCUGGCCCGGAGCCAAACCGGCGGAAGCGGUGUCACCAUUGUGAAAGAGGGCCCUGUGCGUUGCAAGGAAGACAAGUUUCUGGCAACAUGGAACCAGCGUCAGUUGAUCCUGCGCGAAUACAAAGUCGAAUUUUUGAAGAUCGAGUCCGGAAAAGUUGUUCUUUCAUUCCCCCUAUCGACCGUCACCGCUGUUUCUCGUUCGGAGGAUUCCAAGAUGGCCUUUGAGAUCACACGACUGGCCAACCCUAAAGAUGCGACCUCGAAGACUGCUCUGAUCACUCGCGACGUGCCCACCAAGACUAUCACUUGCGAGGUUAAGUCUGAUGAUGAAAUUUAUGAGUGGAUCGACAAAAUCUAUGAGCGCUGCCCUGGUAUGGGCGGCGUCAGCAAUCCCACUAACUUCAGUCACCGCGUUCACGUCGGCUUUGAUCCGCAGUCCGGUGCCUUUGUCGGCUUGCCCCCAGAGUGGGAGAAGCUGCUGACCGCCUCUGCCAUUACCAAGGAAGACUACAAGAAGAACCCUCAGGCGGUAAUUGAGGUCUUGGAGUUUUACUCUGAUAUCAAAAUGAGAGAACAAAAUCCACAAUACUACGGUGGAAUGAACGGCUCUUCCGGUACCCCGAACAAGAUGCCUACAAGCGCUUCGGUGGGCAGCGGCAUCGCCCCUCCCCGGCCUGCCCCACCAGGCCCCAUGCAACGCCUGGACAAUGGGCAGUCAGGCUCAAUGCGUUCCGUAUCUUCGCCGACAUCGGAUCGAACUGCCGAGCAGCAACAACAACUGGAGCGCAUGAAGGAAGCGGCGGACCAGGAACGUCGCCGCUUGGAAGAAGCCCGUCGCAAGGAGGAUCAAGAAUAUAAUGCAUCUAUUCCCAAGGGACGUACUCCAAUGGCCAAGCAGGAGCUUGGUGGGUACGGUGGUUCAGACACCCGCUACCAGCCGAGUCGCCCUGCCCCACAAGCGCCUGGCUCUGCAGCUCGCAAUCCAGCCUCCGACCCCCGUCAGCUAACCGCACAACGACCAGCUCCUGCCCCGCCCUCGCAGAGUCCUUAUGGACAGUCUCCUUCCCGCACUCCUGGUAACCAAGGGGAGAACCAGGCAUCGCCCUCGCGCUAUGCAGCAAAUGACCCUCGUGCCCAGGCCUCGUCUAGUCGAGCUCCACAGGCCCAGGGACCGCCACCGACUCGACUGCCAGCUCCUGUGCAGCAAGUGAAGCCCCUGAACGUUGCCAACAAGCAACCGGCCAGCAAGGCCGUUCCUGAUAGUGUUCGCCAGGCGGAGGCCGCUUUGACCAAGAAGUCCGAGCCGCGGCAGAAGGAGGUGCGCAUGUCGGCAAUGUCCGAGGGUGAGGUGAUGGACCGACUACGCGCCGUGGUGUCCAAAGACAACCCGAACGAAUCCUACAGCAAGCAGCGUAAGAUCGGACAAGGUGCCUCUGGAUCCGUGUACGUGGCACGGGUCAAGGAACAUGCGACAUCAGCUGUGGCUCACGAGCUGUACCGACAGUAUGGACCGCGAUGCCAGGUCGCCAUUAAGCAGAUGGAUCUGCGCAGUCAGCCCCGUAAGGAGUUGAUUGUUAACGAGAUCAUUGUCAUGAAGGAUAGUCAGCAUGCCAAUAUUGUCAACUUCCUGGAUUCGUUCUUGCAGGAGUCGAGCAACGAGCUCUGGGUUGUCAUGGAAUUUAUGGAGGGUGGUGCUUUGACCGAUGUGAUCGACAACAACCCAUUGAUCCAAGAGAAUCAGAUUGCGACUAUUUGUUCCGAGACUUGCAAGGGGCUGGCCCACCUGCAUAGCCAGAACAUCAUUCACCGUGAUAUCAAGAGUGACAACGUUCUACUUGACCGCGUCGGCCACGUGAAAAUUACUGACUUUGGCUUCUGUGCCAAGCUCACCGAAUCCAAGAGUAAGCGUGCCACCAUGGUGGGUACUCCUUAUUGGAUGGCCCCAGAGGUUGUCAAGCAGAAGGAGUAUGGUCCCAAGGUUGAUUGCUGGUCUCUGGGUAUUAUGGCCAUCGAGAUGAUCGAGUCCGAGCCUCCUUACCUGAAUGAGGAACCCCUGAAGGCGCUCUACCUCAUUGCCACCAACGGUACUCCUCGUCUGAAGAAACCCGAGAAGCUCAGCAAGGAGCUGAAGGCCUUCUUGAGUGUCUGUCUAUGCGUGGACGUCCGUAGCCGUGCUACCGCGGACGAGCUCCUCGCUCACGAGUUCCUGCAGAAUGGCUGUAGCCUUGCCAGCCUAGCAGAAUUGCUGCGUUGGAAGAAAGCCAACGGCCAGUGA